AGCAGACAACUUUACUUGACGUUUCAACCUUUCACUCUUUUUAUCACCCUUAAUAGCAAUGGCUGUGAAGAACAAAUACUCAGUCAUUCUGCCAACCUACAAUGAGCGGAGGAACUUGCCGGUCAUCGUCUCCCUCAUCAAUGACAGUUUCACGAAGAACAACUUCGAUUACGAGAUUAUCAUCGUCGACGAUGGGAGUCCAGACGGCACCGCCAAUAUUGCGAGACAACUGCAGAAAGCUUUCCCUGGCCGAAUCAUACUCAAGGAGCGCGCUGGUAAACUAGGCUUGGGAACGGCAUAUAUUCACGGACUCCACUUCGCCACUGGCAACUUCGUUAUCAUUAUGGACGCCGACUUCAGCCAUCACCCCAAGUUUAUACCCGAGAUGAUCCGCAAACAAGCGACCAACGACUACGAUAUCGUAACAGGGACACGAUAUGCUGGUGACGGUGGUGUAUACGGGUGGGAUCUGAAAAGGAAACUUAUUUCAAAAGGCGCUAACAUCUUCGCCGACACGCUACUUCGGCCCGGAGUCUCCGAUCUUACGGGCAGCUUCCGCCUCUAUAAGAAGGAUAUGCUAAAGAACGUUAUUACGAAAGUGCAGAGCAAGGGAUAUGUCUUUCAGAUGGAGUUGAUUGUGUUGGCGAAGUCAAUGGGUUACACCAUUGCGGAGGUGCCCAUCAGCUUUGUCGACCGAGUGUAUGGGGAUAGUAAGCUGAGUGAAGAUGAGAUCACUCAGUACGUUACUGGAGUCCUAAGCCUGUGGACGAGAGUCUGA
Molecule: messenger RNA, 778 nt
Organism: Amorphotheca resinae ATCC 22711
Lineage: Eukaryota; Fungi; Ascomycota; Leotiomycetes; Helotiales; Amorphothecaceae
Product: glycosyltransferase family 2 protein
Exons: 4
Coding region: 59-778 (239 amino acids)
Biological process (GO): GPI anchor biosynthetic process; protein O-linked glycosylation via mannose
Cellular component (GO): endoplasmic reticulum membrane
Molecular function (GO): dolichyl-phosphate beta-D-mannosyltransferase activity
Source: RefSeq, a predicted model, not a curated record